AUGGUAGCUACAGGGGAGCAGGCAUCUGAGGACUUUCAUGACUCGGAAAAUGGUGAAUUGAGCAUCUUUAACUGCCCAGUUUGCUCCAAAGAGUUAAGUGAUUUGAGACGUCUAAAUUAUCACUUGGAUAAUGAUCACAGUUUUGGAGAACCACAAGAAUUAGCUACUCACCCAGUUAAUAAGCAGGUAAAAGGACGUCAUAAAAGGGAUGGAUUCGUCGCUGGCCACUUAAAAGCAUUUGAACCUGGGAUUUCGUGCUGCCACGAAUGUGGCAGGUUACUGAGAAAGGGAACUGGAAUUGUUAAUUGUCAUAAAUGUGGCGAGCUAUUCUGUGGAGCCCAUUGCCGAAACACUAUAAAGUUAGACUCUCAUGGACGUUACGAUCCUCAGAAGGGAAGAUGGUAUGUUUGCUGCUAUAAAUGCUUUGGUGCCAGACCUGGGUAUAACGACUACGGAAGUUCAAGAGAGCUAACAGAAACACUGAAGAGCUUAAGGACUAUGAAGAACGAGGAUAAGCAACUACGAAUCAUUCAAUUGGAAAACAGACUCGUCAGGCUUCUUGAUGGGAUAAUUGCCAUCAUACGACAAUACAAAGGCAGUUUAUUGGAAGGCUUUAGGGUACAAAAGGAUAUUUCAAAAUUGGAAAGAACAGUUACUUCUUGGCGAGAUGAUAAUGAAGCAACGCACUGCAAUAUUUGUAAUCAAGUAUUUGACAUAACGCUCAGACGUCAUCAUUGCAGGUUAUGUGGAAAUAUAGUUUGUGAUAGUCGCUCGACUAAUUGCUCGAAUCAAGUGCCUAUUUACAACCUCAUGAAUGCAGCUAAUGAUUUACCUUUCACAGAAGCGACACAGGAACUGGUUUCGGAUAACGUAUCAAUACGCUUGUGCUCCGAAUGCAUUCACAACUUAUUUUUCCAAAGGAAGUUCAAAAAGGAGGUACGACAGCCUCUAUCACCGCUGCUAUCGCAGUGCGAGAGCAUCAGUAACACCUCAAGAGUAAUAAUUCAACUUACUGCAUCUCUAGGUGAUAUUGAACGUAUUAAAAGUAUAAGCCAAGCUCCUGAACAAUUUGACGUUAACGAAUCAAAUAAGUUGAGGGCAAAGCUACUACGAGCUGUAGCAUCCUACCAUCAGUCAACUAAGCAAAUAUCCAUGAUCAAACCAAAGAACAAUGCAGAGAAAAAGAUUCAACAAUCUGUCCGUAUGGCAUCUUCAAUUUUCAUAGACGAAAAGGUAUUGCAAUUGAAGUCAUUGCCCUGCAUCAAUCCUCCGCAGAUCUAUCAUGCUCCGGAGAGCCAGGAAGUGGUUAAACUAUCGAACUUCCUAGCAGACAACUUAAGCAUCAAGGAGAUAAAGGAAAUUAAACAAUUUAGAGAGGAACUGAUGGUUCUGAAAGAACAAGCAUUCCUUGUGGAAACUAUGAUUGAAAACGCCAAGAAGCAACGCAAUUUUGAGGAAAUUAACAUUCUAAAUGGGAAUUUGCAGGAACUCGAGUCAAGAAUGCAAACGAUACAGGAAUACCUCGGUGAUCAGAGUUUCGCCUGA
Torulaspora delbrueckii is the source of this 1545-nucleotide messenger RNA. RefSeq names its product phosphatidylinositol-3-phosphate binding protein (gene PEP7). Gene Ontology annotation, molecular function: metal ion binding. NCBI's taxonomy places the organism in Eukaryota, Fungi, Ascomycota, Saccharomycetes, Saccharomycetales, Saccharomycetaceae. The transcript has a single exon. Bases 1 to 1545 code for a protein of 514 amino acids. The record is from RefSeq and is a predicted model, not a curated record.